Penicillium brevicompactum is the source of this 2097-nucleotide messenger RNA. Its product is annotated as putative C6 transcription factor. Gene Ontology annotation, molecular function: DNA-binding transcription factor activity, RNA polymerase II-specific; zinc ion binding; RNA polymerase II cis-regulatory region sequence-specific DNA binding. Gene Ontology annotation, biological process: positive regulation of transcription from RNA polymerase II promoter by galactose; DNA-templated transcription. Lineage: Eukaryota; Fungi; Ascomycota; Eurotiomycetes; Eurotiales; Aspergillaceae. The transcript is spliced from 4 exons. The record is from RefSeq and is a predicted model, not a curated record. Bases 1 to 2097 code for a protein of 698 amino acids. Gene Ontology annotation, cellular component: nucleus.
AUGAGUGCUCUGCAGCAGUUCUCCAAUUGGGACAAGCCACUCUCAGAUGAUGCUACCGAUCGCCCACGAAAGAAGCGCCGCAAGUAUAUUGCCAAAGCUUGCAAUGAAUGCAAACGUCGCAAAAUUAAAUGUAAUGGCUUGACGCCCUGCCAGCGUUGUGGGCGGCAGGAUAUUGAAUGCAUCUACGUGGAGAACGCGCAUUCGGACCCCCCAAGCGAACAAGAGAACUUCGAACGGUUGUUUGAUCAGAUGAGAGCCAUGCAAGAUCAGAUUACUAUGCUGUCUGCGAGUGUUCGCUCAAUCGCUAGCUCCGAGCAAUCCCCAGUUGGUCUUUCUACCACGGGCAACUAUGGGCUUCUGCCAGCGCAGCGCCCCCUUCGCCGCGUAUCGACAGCGAAGGAAUCCCCGUUCCAGGGACCAACCACUUCGGCAUUUGGAUUCGAAGUCGCAAAAUCCAGCUUACAGCAGCGUGGAAUUGUUGAGCGCAUCGAGGCGGGCGAGGCGGGCGACAUGACGCAAGAGCCUUCACCCUUGGCAUCUCCCUCGGCCCCAAAUGACACAAUAGACACCCGACAUACUCUAGAUCUACUCUGGGCUCUUCCAAAAACGGAGGCGCUGAGACUUUGCCGGGUAUACGAGGAGGAAAUGGGAAUCAUGUACCCGGUGCUAGAGCUGUCAGAGCUCUUGGAUCAGGUCGACCGGCUUUAUAGCCCAGCAGACCGUGCAAUUGAUUCGGUCAUUCAACUAGACCGAGAGGAUGUUCACAUUCUUCGUCUGGUGUUUGCUUGCGCAUUGACGGCAGAGGGCAGCGGUCGGAGCGAGCAGGCCAUAUCCUUGUUCGACAGUGUUCGGGAUGUUCAAGAUAACUGUGUCUGGGGCCCGCCCGAGAUCAAGAGCAUUAUAUUCCUUACUCUUGUGUCAAUCUUCUACUUUCAAAUGGACGAAGAGACCUUGGCAUGGCGGACUAUUGGUAUUGUUGAACGCAUGUGCCUCGAAAAAGGUCUUCAUCGACGAGAGGCUUUGAACCAACCGGCAAUCAUGGCUGCCGGGAAGGAACGAGCUUUGCGUCUCUUUUGGUCCAUAUACAUCUUGGACAUGCGUUGGAGCUUUGGAACUGGCAUGCCAUUUGCUCUCGAAGAUACGGACAUCGAUCCUUGGCUUCCAGAGCCGGAGGAAAAGACUCCAUAUCUGCGUGUAAUGAUUCGAUACAGCCGCAUAGCAGCGAAAGUAUGGAAAUUCAUCUCGGCUUUCAACAACACGAACGAGAUCAGGAAGGACGAGAUGAACUAUUUGGAUUGGCAAGUGCUGCGGUGGGCUAACACAAUUCCGGACCCGUUACGCCUUGAGAACUCAAACGCCGCGGAUUCUGGAGAUCACGCCGAAGACCCACGAAGUCUGCGUCGACUGCGUGCCCUGCUCUAUCUUCGUUCGAAUCAGCUACGCAUGUUAAUCCACCGCCCUGUUCUCCACACGGCCGCACACAUAAUGCGGUACCCCGGCGAGUCUGAGACUGUGGUGGAGCUGGCCAAGGAUACAAUCCGCUUCAUAACCCGCCUGAACGAUACAUCCGACAUCUAUCAGCUGCAGCAGGUCGCUUUCAAUUGGUUCCUCGUGUCAGCUUUGGCGGUGCUAUUUUUAGCCGUAGCCCAGGCCCCAACGCAAUUCAGUGGCUCAUGCAAAGAGGAGUUUUUCUGGGCGCUGGAGUUGGUCAAAGGAUUCUCCGCACAAUCAUACAUAUCCCGCCGACUGUGGAAGUCCAUUCGAAGCCUCCGCAAGCUUGGACCCCAAUUAGGUCUAGGAGUCCAGAAAAAGCGACUCGACAAUCACGCCGGAGUCGAGCACGAGAAAUUAGAUGCGAAUGCGUCGCCCGCUCCGGCCCCAACCACGAGUGCCCAGAGUCAAACACCACAAGACGGAGCUCAAAUGACACAGGAGCUGAUGGAGUGGUUUGAGGCAGUGGGCAAUCUGGAAGACCAGAUCUUAGGAAUGGGAGCUGGUCCUGUACCGGAUGGAGGCCCUUAUCAGCAGAUGCCAAAUGGGGGCUUUGUCUUUGACUACGGCGAAGAGUUGUCGAGCGUGAUGAAAGAUUGUUUUUAA